GUCUCCGACUUUGGUGGCAGUCUUCCUCGUGGGCCUUCUCUGGCCCAGGGCGAACGGACCAGGAGCACUGGCGGGAAUGAUCGUGGGCUUCACGGUUGGCAUCGCCAGGUUUGUGGCAACUCGUAUCGUGACCUGCGACGAGGGCGACACCUACAGCCUCACAUGUAUGCAGUUCAACCACAUGGCCAUGAUCCUCUUUGCUGGGCCCUGA
Symbiodinium sp. CCMP2456 is the source of this 211-nucleotide messenger RNA. The record is from the annotation of a GenBank genome assembly. Lineage: Eukaryota; Dinophyceae; Suessiales; Symbiodiniaceae.